Molecule: messenger RNA, 5157 nt
Organism: Misgurnus anguillicaudatus (oriental weatherfish)
Lineage: Eukaryota; Metazoa; Chordata; Actinopteri; Cypriniformes; Cobitidae
Source: RefSeq, a predicted model, not a curated record
UAUGAAAGGAUAUUAUUAGGAAAAAAUUGUCAUCCUUCUGCCAUUGGGUCGUAUUGAUAAAUUAUUUAAUUGAUUAAAUAAAAACAGCAAAUGCUAGAGUCAAACGAAUUAUUAUUAUUUAAAUGAAUAUCAAAUAUAAAAUCAACUUUACUGCAGUAACGUACGUCAGAUAUGCAUAAACACAUAAACUACAAUACUGUUUGGCCUAAAGGUAUCAAACCAACUUUAAAUUACUUAGUAUUAUUCUCUAUCAUGCACAAGGCUUGUUUUUUAGAUUCUUCUAGGCCCCUAGAAUGGUGAUGUUUACAGCUUUGGAAAUAGAAGUAAAUUUCAGACUUAAUAUUUCACUUAUAUUGACAUAUUUUAUAUACGGUAUCCGAGAUUCCUUCCCCUUUAGAAAACUCAUCAGCAAGCCAGUUUAUGGUCAUAGCCAUAUUUAUUACCACAGUAAUAUGGUUUACAUGUAGCUUAUUAAAUUACCAUUACACACUUAACGUCAGAUUGCUAGAGGUAAUAGUCUCUUCCUAAUUUUCAUUUCAGAAAAUGUAUGCGUAUCCUGUUUUUCAACGGCAAUCGGCAACAUCAAGCCGACUCCUCAUGGCACCAUCAGCAGAGGCAAAGCGCCUAGAAAAGCUUGAGUCCGGAAGGGCCAAAAGUAAAGAGGAGGUGCUGGCAGAGGCUAGAGCUUUUGUCAGCACAAAUGGUGGAGACCCCAGUGACCAGUUUUUAGUUCUCGCUCACUGCAAACUUCAGUUUGGGAAGUACCAGGGCCAGCGAUUUAGAUGGCUCCUGGAAAACUCUCUGGGGUAUGCAGUGUAUUUGGUGCUUAGCAGUUCCAGUGAGAAAGCCCAUCCAAACCCGCUGUCAGAAAACAAACAGCUGUACCUGCAGUAUACUUCUCUUAUAAGAGAGAUGGCAGAAGAAGUGGAGAAGUAUAAGAGAAAGCAGGAAAUGCAAGCAGAAGCCCAUGCAACUGGAGACCAAGGCUGCUUGAUGGUGGAGUUUGGUGACUUCCAGGGCCGGUCCAUGAAGGAUGUUUAUGAGGACCAGAGCAAGCAGGCCCAAGCCCUCAUCAGGUACCUGAUAAAGGCAAAUCCCAACCCCAACACCAACAUGGCCAUUUUCAAGACGUAUGUCUUGAAAAGACAGGCUUCUGCUGUGGGCACCCGUGUAUGCCAGCCUGCACCUCAAGUUGCAUCCUCCAGUGCCUCUGCACCUCCACCUGCAACCUCCAGUUCCUCUGUACAUCCACGUGCAACCUCCAGUGCCUCUGCACCUCCACCUGCAACCCCCAGUUCUUCUGUACCUCCACCCGCAGCCAUCAAAACUGGUGUACACCAGAGCGCCACUGUGAAAGCACUGUUGACGCGUGGCAAACAUUUGUCUCCUUCACACCUGGCGAGAAAACUCAUGUCACCAGUGAAACACUAUCCAUUGCUGCAGUCCACUUUACCUCCUCCAGCAGCAGAACCCCCAGUCACACAUUUGACCCGAAGGCAGCUUUUCACUACUGGCACUUCCGUUUCCCCUGCUGAAGAUGAUGAUGAUGAGGAACUGGUAUUUGCUGCAUCACAAUGUGAAGCACAGCUAAAUACAGAGACCUGUUCUGGUCCGUCUCCAUCAGCGGAAACAGCAAAAGCACCAGGUCUUCCACAUCAUCCACCACCAGCUGAGCUUCCAGUUCACUGGAAAGAUCAUCUUCCACCUUUCCAGCAUGAGUGGAUACGGAACACACUAUUUAAGGCCAACCCGCGAACCGGCAAGCCAGAACUAGUGUCCCAACUGAAGCUUUGGUGGUAUCCUCCUCAGGUCCCUUUAAUUCACACUCAGCCGCCCGCCUCACCUGACCUCUUCUUCUGUCGGCCCCUUUUCUUAUGGAUGCCGCUCAAGAUGUGGCGAUUUCCUCUUGUCUGUGUUCGACCAGACUGUGAUAAGCACAAACUAACAGCCGCAGGACUUUACCGUACCGUGCGCAAAGUCUUGGACAUCGACGGUUGGUAUGAUCUUGCCACUGAGUAUCUGGAGUGCAAACGCUGCAAAAAGAAAUAUCCCGCCUGGUCCGAGGACAUUUUGGGGCAACUGGAUAUGGGCCACCGCAGUCAGUUUCCAGCUUUGCUGACAUACAGAUACUCAUGUGACAACCGGGUGCUGAGGAUGAUGAGGGAGAGGACACAGGGCAACAGCGUGACACAGCUGUACAAGAAGCUCAUGGAACAACACAGUGAGGCAUGGACACAGCGUGUCCUUCAGUACCUGACUGCCUGUGAACCAUUUACAAGGUCCUUCCUUGUGCAGCCACCUGUGUUUGCCGAGCCUCCCUCUUUACCUGCCCUACCUAAACCUAAGUGGCUGUUAGCCGUGUACGCCAGGGAUGUUCUGGGCCGACUGCACGAGGUCAAAGCCAAAAUUACAUCUGUCUUGGGCUGUGUUCUAAAGAUGGACUCCACAAAGAAGGUCACAAAGAAACUUGCCGGUGCUGCUGCAGGAACAGCUGCCUGGUGCACAAAUGUAGGAAACGAACACGGCCAAGUCCUUGUCUCUGUGCUGACAGCCGCAGAGGGACAUGGACUGCACCCUAUGGCAGCUGGCCUAAUGAAACGCUACCGGGAGGCAGGAGAGGCAGCCCCGAAAGUGAUGUACGUGGACAGAGAUUGCUGCAGUCUUCAUGGCAAGUCUCAGGUGAAGGUCAUGUUUUCGGAGUGGGAUGAGCUUGAAGUGCGCCUUGACAUCUGGCAUUUCAUGCGGCGAUUUGCUGCAGGUGUCACGACAGAGGCUCAUCCGCUCUACGGGACCUUCAUGGCACGUCUGUCCAUGUGCAUCUUUCAGUGGGAUUCAGAUGAUGUGGCUGCUCUUCACCGUGCAAAGGAGGGUGAGCUGGCAGCAAAGAAGGCCGGCCACAUCUCAGGAAAGGCGCUGAGUUCCCGCAUUACCCGGAGAGAGUUGGCACUGCACUGCCGGAGGAGGACCAGGGGUGUGGAGGAGACCACCAGAUUAAUUGGAUCUCUGGUUGAUCUGUUUGACAGUGCGAGUGGUAAAGACACUCUGGGAGUUCCUCUGCUGGACCAUGAACGGAUCCAGCAGAUAUGGAAAGAACAGCGGAAGCACGUACAGUGUAUCCAAGACCCAGAGAACUUUCCCCUCUACAUGAAGACAGGGACACUGAAGAAAGGCAGUGUGGAGCUGUGCUGCUACAGAUGUGCCCGUGGCUCUACCUCUUUGGAGUCAUUCCACCUCCACCUAAACCGUUUUAUUCCAGGAACCAGUGCCAGUGAUUCACAUUUUCAGGCCUAUCUUCUUGAGGGCUUGAUGCGCUGGAAUGAUGACAGGAUGGAAGAUGCCAUAAAAGGAGCGUCCUCCAUCCGGACAUAUGGCAGUGCCAUGAAAGAGGCUGUGGACAAGCUUUCCCGAACUGUCUUCGGAAAGCCCUGGGAUGAGCGCUAUCGCCCUCCUGGAGCAUAUACAGGUGAAUUGCUAGGAAUGGAGUACCUUUACAGCCAGACUGGCAAAACACUUACUCCAGUGCUCCAGAACCCAGAGGAGGAAGACAGGCUGGUGGAGGAAGUUGAUGAUCAGGACCUGCAAGAUGAGGGGUUUGAGGAAGAGAUCAUGGAGGACAUCACAGUUCCAGUGCUGUAUGAGGAUGACCCUUGCCGUGAUCUUGAAAACAGCCCCUCAUCUUUGCCUCUGCAUCAGUCCCCAGCAUCGAUGGCUGAUGUGUCACUGGCUGAGCCGUCCACAUCAUCAUCUCCUGGUGGAGAACAACAGCAUCUUGCCCCUGCCCCUUCAGUACUGUCACAGUCAUCUGACACUGGAAGCAGUAUUUCCGACGAGGCUCAGGGAGCAGUCAUUGGACCCGAUGGCAUCGCUGGGUGGGACAAGGUCCAGGAUUUGGCUGGUUACCUGGUGGGUCUUCGUGAGGCUCCUUACCUUACUGACCAGCAGGUGACAGAGGCCAUCCAGCUGUGGACAGCUCUCCUAGAUUUCGAUAAGCAGCGGAUCAACUAUCAGCCUCGACAUCAGCCUCAGCUGACACAGGGGCGCUAUAAGGCACCGAAGCGGUCUGGAGUCACACCAGGUGUGGAGAGUGUGAAACGGUGUCUGAUUGGACAUCCUGGGGGUCCAGCGCAGUGGCCCGACGCCAACCGAUUGGUUAAUACCAUUUGUAUGAAGUUGUGUGCUUUACACAAGUCGCCAACCAAGAAAGAUGGAGUUUGCACCCCCAGGUGGUCUAAAGUUCUUUCAGAUUACCACCACAUCCGAGAGUUGGUGCUUAACAAUCCCACUCUGAUGGAUGAAACAACGAUCCAGCUGUUUGAGAUAAACCAUAGGACACUCACUCAGUGGUUUCGUAAGUGGAAGAAUAGACAGGAAAUGGGCGUCCUCGGUCAGGGUCUGACUCCAUCUAACCCAAUUGCUGUGGCUGAUACGCACCUGCCUCCACCGAGGGAAAAAUUGAAUGAAGUGCCAUCGACAUCAGGCCCAAAACAUCAAUUUUUCCUUCCACCAAAUCGUGAAGGACAGGCUCCUCUUCUGCGACCAGGUCGAAAGCCAGCUGCUGCCACCAGGGAGUUUCCCAUUGCAUCCGCCCCCACAGCAUCAGGAGUUGUGCAGCCCAUCGCACCUGCCCCCACAGCAUCAGGAGUUAUGCAGCACAUUUUAGCACCCAUCGCACCCGCCCCCACAGCAUCAGGAGUUGUGAAGCACAUUUUAGCACCGGGGUUGUCGUUUGGCACGGUAGUCUUUAAUCCAGACAUGACUGUGUCAGUGGUGAUUCCACCUUCUGGUGCUUCGACAUCCAGUGCAGUCCCAGCUCCGCCUGCUCCGGCGUCUGCUGCACCUGUGUCCCGUUACACGCAAAGGAACAGGCGCCGACGGGCUAUGGAGAAUGAAAGUGGUGUCCAGAAGAGGAAGUAUGUGCGAGGGGUUACUUUUAACACGUGCAGCAAAUGUGGGCAGCCCAAAACGAAAGAGUUUGGCCAUAGCCGAUAUGGUAAUGCCACAUUUUGCUUGCGUGCCUCAAAUGGCAAAUCUUUAGAGGAAUGGUUGGCAGAGCAGCGCCAGCAAGAAACAUGUCAAACUCCACCACCUCAAUAAAUAACAUCUUUCCUGUAUAUAUUGUACAUAUGUGUGCGUGUGUGUGCUGUGAUCAUUUCAAUA